AUGCUAUCGAUUUUUCUACAACUGUUUUGUUGUGCUCAUCAAGAGGCUAGUACUAGUACUGGAGAGUCAGAGAAUAUUUUUAUACAGUUGUGUUCAUUUGUAGAAACUCAGUUAGAACAUAAGGAAUAUUUUCGACUUAAAAAACUUUCGAGAAAUUUGUAUGUAUGUGUAGAAAUUCGUGAUAAAUUUAUAAUGUGCUAUCAUCCGGAUGUUGAAUCACGGGAAAUUGGAGGGAAAGUACAGAUUUUAAAAAUUGUUUACACUGAGGAUAUAUUAACAACCGAAAUUGGAACUUCUAUUCAUGGUUUUUUAAAGUCUUUUGAUGUUGAUAGUGUUUUUAUUUAUACUACAAAAGAUAACCAAAAUCACCUACGCAAAGAAGAUGUGCAGAAAAAAAUAAUAUUUGCAUUAGAAGAGUUGUCAAGUGGGGAAUCAAAACCAAAAUACUAUUUUAAAGGAUAUGUGUUUGAUGGGAUAAGCUUAGUAGCUAGGACUAGGAAUAAAAAUGAUGAAUGGGAUGGACAAUUAAUGGAUCUUCAUUUUGGAGGUAAUUUGGACAUAAGAUUUGAUGGAGUUAUUGCGUCUUUUAAAUUUGUAUUUGAUAUAGAUUUAAAUUACUUUGACUUUAAGACGUUGCUUAAAAAAUAUUUAAAACGUGAAUUUAAUGACAAAAAUGCGAUGUUAUAUAAAUUUUUAACUAAUUUUAAUUUCGUUAAUUUAUUUUAUAUUAAAAACUUAGUUGAUGUGAUAGUGUCAGGAAAAAAAACUUUGGCACUUUUCCAGGAAAAGUCACCUGAAGAGAGGGAAGAGGCCAAAAAAAGGACAGAAUUAAGCGAGGGUCUUCAUGAUGGAUAUUUAUCAAUUGGUCAUAUUGAAAUCUACAAAUGUCUAGAAUGGAUCGAAAGGGUUUCUAUUCCUGAACAAGGUCAAGAUGGCAACUUUAGAGAAUUAAUCGAAAAAUCGGAGGAAGUCGAAGGUAAAGAGUUAAAUGCGAUUUUGCUUUUUAUGUUUUCAAUAUCGAGGCAUAAAAUAUUUAAGCUUUUACUAGCACACGUUUUAUGUAAUAAAGAUUUUUCUAGGAGAUCUUUCAUUGUCGAAAUUUUGUUCCAGUUAGAUGUUAUUGAUAAUGAAAUACGAGGUGAACUACUUGGAGAUUUUAACAUAUUUUUAAUAUAUUGGGAGAAAAAGAUUGAAUACAAGUUUUCUUUAGCACCUUUAUAUAGAUUAGAUAGCAGGCUUUCAUUUCAUAAUACGUUGAUAAGAUAUUUACAUAUAGCUUUGUUUGAAGGAAUGGAUAAUUUGUUAGAAAAAAACUUUGAAGACGUAAGAGAUUGUGAAGAAAUAAAAGAAUCCUUGAGUACAUUUUUCUCGGAUUACGAAAAUCUUUUGCAAGAACUUUUUAGAGAUUUAAGAAAAAAACCAUGGAAGCUUAAAGUGGAUGGAGAUGCGACAACAAAAUUACGAAAAAUUUCUUAUACGUUAUAUGAUGUUAUUAAUAAAAUAUUUAGCAGCAGUUACUGGUCUAGUUUUACGUAUAAAGCUUGCGAGGAAUUAGUUGAUCAAUGUAGAAAGGUAAUGAAUUAUGACUUGCACCCAAAUGGAAAAGGGCUUACUGAGGAAGAAGAGAAAAGUGUUAAAGUUUUACUCGAGAAAUUAUCCGAUGUUGCAUUCCGUUCUUGA
Messenger RNA from Vairimorpha ceranae, 1680 nucleotides. RefSeq lists its product as hypothetical. The transcript has a single exon. Bases 1 to 1680 code for a protein of 559 amino acids. The record is from RefSeq and is a predicted model, not a curated record. NCBI's taxonomy places the organism in Eukaryota, Fungi, Microsporidia, Nosematidae.